AUGAAAGAUCAGCUAUUGAGUUUAUUACUGCCUAUACUAAUAAUAUCAAAUUGGACCGAAGGAAAAGUCUUCAAAAUCAAUAAAAUGGAGUGUAGUGCCUUGGACCCUUCGUUUACAUAUUUUAAAACUUGUCAAGUGGUCCACAGAAAAAAUGGGCGUGCAGCUCUGUAUGUCAGUGAGAUAUUCCUCUAUAAAGAACCCAUUGAUAAUAUAAUUCUCAACCUGGGAAUUUUCAAACUAGUCAAGAACAGGCGGUUUCAAAUUCUAAAUGAAACCUUGGACUACUGCGUAUUUAGUCGGCAGUAUUUGGCCAGCGGGUUUUUCGGAUUUCUAAUGUCACCGUUGUUGAAAACUAUGAAUGUAAACGCUACCUGUCCUCUGAAGCAAAACAUAACUGUCACCGGUUUCCCCGUUGAUGAAAACACAAUUAAGGAGAUUCCCAUCCCAAACGGAUUUUAUAUGUUUCAAUUGCGAACAUCAAUGAUGAGGAAAUGGAGAACAGAUGUAAGAGUCUAUGUAUCUCGUGUUGAAAAGUAUUCUGAAUAA
This is a messenger RNA of Drosophila ficusphila, 546 nucleotides long. RefSeq lists its product as uncharacterized. Lineage: Eukaryota; Metazoa; Arthropoda; Insecta; Diptera; Drosophilidae. The coding region runs from base 1 to 546 and encodes 181 amino acids. The record is from RefSeq and is a predicted model, not a curated record. The transcript is spliced from 3 exons.